Funneliformis mosseae is the source of this 390-nucleotide messenger RNA. NCBI's taxonomy places the organism in Eukaryota, Fungi, Glomeromycota, Glomeromycetes, Glomerales, Glomeraceae. The record is from the annotation of a GenBank genome assembly.
AUGACUUCUUCAAAUACCAUUUCAACGCCACCUAUUCAAAUAAAUAUGAACGAUUUUAAUCAAGUAAUAAUUGAGACAUCGACAUCACCACCAGAUUUUAAAAUACAACUUGCAACCCCAAUAAGAAAAAAGGCUUCAAAUUUAUAUCUGAAUACUCUAUCAAAUAACUCACCGUCGAGACCUUUAUCUCCAUCAAAACUCAAUGUAUCAAAGUCACCUUCAAGAUCUUCUUCACCAACAAAUUUAAAUGUUCCGUUGAUUUAUGCAAGACCUUCUUCGCCUUCCAGAGAACAUCUUAAAAAUGCAACGAUGAAAUAUGUAGAUGAUUUAUUACUUAUAUUUUACGAAGCAGAUAUACGUAAGGUUGGAAAUUCUUUGUUCACUAAGUAG